Mytilus trossulus (common blue mussel) is the source of this 2792-nucleotide messenger RNA. RefSeq names its product succinate--CoA ligase [ADP-forming] subunit beta, mitochondrial-like. The record is from RefSeq and is a predicted model, not a curated record. Gene Ontology annotation, molecular function: ATP binding; succinate-CoA ligase (ADP-forming) activity; metal ion binding. Bases 31 to 1425 code for a protein of 464 amino acids. The transcript has 11 exons. Lineage: Eukaryota; Metazoa; Mollusca; Bivalvia; Mytilida; Mytilidae. Gene Ontology annotation, biological process: tricarboxylic acid cycle; succinyl-CoA metabolic process. Gene Ontology annotation, cellular component: mitochondrion; succinate-CoA ligase complex.
UCCGAUUCGGUUAUUUUCGUUUUGAAAAAGAUGGCGUCUGUUAUUUUGCGGACGACAGGUCGCCUUGCACAAAAGUUAAAUACAGGCAAUUCUCUAAGGAUUCUUGCUGGUUCUAUCCCUUCUCAGCAAUCUCAACAGAGAAAUUUAUCCAUUCAUGAGUACAUGAGUUUUGGUUUACUGGAGAAGGCUGGAAUACCAAUACCAAGAUACAGAGUUUGUGAAACAAUAGAAGAGGUAGAAAAGUCAACAGCAGAAUUAGCUACAGAGACAGGUUCAACAGAUGUGGUGGUCAAGGCUCAGGUACUCUCUGGUGGGAGAGGGAAGGGUUCAUUUACAAGUGGUCUGAAAGGAGGAGUCAAAAUCUGUUAUACGCCAGAAGAAGCUAAGAAGACUGCUGAGCAAAUGUUAGGUUAUGAUCUGAUUACAAAACAAGCACCACUUGGCAGACCCUGUAAUACAGUGAUGUUGUCCGAGAGACUGUACUCCAGGAGAGAAUUCUACUUUGCUAUUGCUAUGGAACGUUCUUUUGCUGGACCAGUACUGGUAGGAAGUUCACAAGGUGGAAUGAAUAUAGAAGAAGUUGCCAAAGAAAAUCCACAUGCAAUUAUCAAAGAACCUAUAGAUAUUUUUAAUGGAAUGUCCAGGAAUCAAGCUGUGCAAAUGGCAGCACAUAUGGGAUUUGAUCCAUCAUGUAUUGAUCAGGCAGCUGAUAUAAUGAUGAAAAUGUACUAUGACGUCUUUUUAAAGUAUGAUGCAACAUUGAUAGAAAUUAAUCCUAUGACUGAAGGUGCCACAGGUCAAGAUUUAAUCAGCUAUAUUCCACAACGACUUAGUGUUUACUGUAUGGACUGUAAGCUUAAUUUUGACAGCAAUGCAGAAUACAGACAAAAAGACAUUUUUGCUUUACAAGACUGGUCCCAGGAAGAUAAGAGAGAACACAUAGCAGCUGGACAUAAUUUAAAUUAUAUAGGUUUAGAUGGAAAUAUUGGAUGCCUUGUCAAUGGCGCAGGCUUAGCCAUGGCUACAAUGGACAUUAUCAAAUUACAUGGAGGUAGUCCAGCCAACUUUUUAGAUGUUGGUGGUGGCGCCACCUCAAAUCAAGUGAUGGAAGCUUUUAGGUUAAUUACAUCAGAUCCAAAAGUACACGCUAUAAUGGUAAACAUAUUUGGUGGAAUCAUGAGAUGUGAUGUGAUUGCCCAGGGGAUUGUAGCAGCUGCAUCAGAAUUACAUCUUAAAAUACCCAUUGUAGUUAGAUUACAAGGAACAAAAGUAGAAGAUGCAAAGGCAUUGAUGGGUGCUAGUGAUCUGAAAAUAAUUGCUUGUGAUAACUUAGAUGAAGCAGCCAAAAUGUCUGUGAAAUUGUCUACAAUUGUAGGACUUGCUAAAGAAGUUGAUGUGAAUGUCAAAUUUGAACUGCCAUUAUAGAUUGUUUUUGUUAUUAGGUUUUAAAUAUUUAUAAAAUAAAUUUGACAGUCCAUUGUUCAGUCUCUGAUGGUAACAGAAGAUGCCUGUCUAACAUACUCACAGCUGGUUUCAUUUUCAAAAUUAUCAUUCAAACACAACAGAUACAUGAAGACUGAUUGAUUUAGCAAGAGAAAAAACUGUACCAUUGGCUUCUGAUGUAUUUUCUCCAUUGAAUACCUCUAUUAUUUAUUUAUUUGUUUGGUGAAGCAUGCCUCCCACCUGUUGAUUAGUAUUUGCAUAUAAGUGUGGUGUUAAGAUAAAAUUGUACUAAGGUGUAUUGUUUUGGUUUCUUUUUCUCUUUGUCACUGUGAAGAUAAAAAUAUUUUUGUAUAUUUCUAAUUUAGAUGAUUUUUAGUUUCUACAAAAAGUGUGUAUUUAAUUUCUCUGUGUAUAUUUCACAUUAUUAAUUUGACUUCUGAAUUUGAAUAAACAAAUAAAGUAAUAUGAUUUGAAUGAAAUCCUAAUCAAAUUAAGUAUUUAUAGAAUGAAUUUAAAUUUUAAAAAAAAUAAUUUAGAAAUGAAUGAAAUCCUAAUAAAUCAAAUUAAAUAUAUUGAACAUGGUGAAUAGGUAUAUUUAGUUGGAUUUUCUUCUGUUUUUGUUUGAUAAGAAAAAUUGAAUUAAAAUACUACCCCAUACAGCAUCUAGGUAUUCUACUGUUUUACAUCUCUAAGCAAAAAGACUUAUUACAAAGACUAAUACAUCCAUCUUUGUCAAAUUAUAAAUAAUCUGUCCUUAUUUAAACAGAUCAUAAUUAAUUAUACACUUCAUGUUGAUGUGUAGCUUCUGGAAACAGUAAACAUAUUUCUCCAUUGUCCAUGUGUUACAUAAGUUAAUUUUCAUUAUGAAUUGUCCAUGCUGGAUACAUGGAUUUUCAAAUUUCUCUGACAAGCCAACAAGAGUGUUUUGGUUAUUGUUGAUGAAGUAUACAUAUGACAGGGUUAAGUUAUUUCUUACACUUUUGGUUUGUUUCACUUACAAUUUACUAAAGCAUAAUAAGAAAUAUUUUAAAAGAUACUGCUUUUGCCUGUUUCUUUAUAUGUAAAUCUUUAUCAGCAUUAUUUAACUUUUAUACUCUACCUACUGCAGUCUAUUUAUAGUUUUUACAGCUGUAUUUGUUAUUUUUUAUACAGGUUUUACUGUAUAGUCUCAGUUCAAAAACACUUUUUUUCAGUUUUAUUUCAGUAAUAAACUGGACUUGGUUUAUCUUCAUACAAACUGAUUGGUAAACCAUAGUGUGAUAGAUUUGCAUGUAUAAAGGAGAAGGUAUAUGUUGAGGAUUAUCUCAGUCCUGCCAAUUCAUCAGAAAUAAAAAAAAAAUAGAAUUGUA